GAGCCCGCCGGCGAGAGUGGGUUUCCCUUCCGGAGUAUCCGUUGCCCCCCCGCCCGCCGGGUUCGCUUCCGGCUCCGUCCGGGGGGCCCGUUCCUGGUGCCGCUGCCGAGGGGAGAGCGGGGCCAAUGGAGCCGCGGCUGUGAGGCGCCCCCGGCCCGGGCCCGCUGCGGGAGCCGGGCGGAGGCCGGAGCCGGGAGCCGCCGGAGCCGGAGGAGAUGGACAAACUGACCAUCAUCUCAGGAUGCCUCUUUCUGGCUGCCGACAUCUUCGCCAUCGCCAGCCUGGCGAACCCGGACUGGAUCAACACCGGCGAGUCUGCGGGUGCUCUCACAGUUGGCCUUGUGCGACAGUGUCAAACCAUCCAUGGACGUGACAGGACCUGUAUUCCUCCACGGCUGCCUCCUGAGUGGGUCACUACGUUAUUUUUCAUCAUUAUGGGAAUCAUUUCACUAACUGUCACAUGUGGUUUGCUGGUGGCUUCCCACUGGCGAAGAGAAGCUACUAAAUAUGCCCGCUGGAUAGCUUUCACUGGAAUGAUUCUAUUCUGUAUGGCAGCCCUAAUAUUUCCAAUAGGAUUUUACAUCAAUGAAGUUGGAGGUCAACCAUAUAAAUUACCCAAUAACACAGUGGUUGGGUCUUCGUAUGUACUGUUUGUCUUAUCCAUUUUCUUUACAAUAGUGGGACUUCUAUUUGCUGGCAAAGUUUGUUUACCUGGCUGAUGAAUGUCUGAACUGCAGGACUUGAUUUUUGGAAAGACAUCAGAAUUGCAUUCUCAGGAGGAUGUAUAGAUCAGACUAUGAAACACAAACUGAAAAGAGGAAUGCUUUGACUUGUUCUCACUAUGCACUUUGGAUGAAAAAAAGGAGAGCCUUUCCUAUAACCAAAUACAGACAACGCUGACUGAUCUCCUGAGCAUAUUUAAUGCAGUCAGGUCUGCACUGUGAUAGGAACUAGUGAAGAAUGCUUUACACUGAGAAGCGUAACGCCCCGUGUUACUGUACUGUUCCUGUUUUUAACGUCUAAUGAUUUGGAAGUCAUAAAGUCAUUAUGAACUUUGUGGUAGACCAGAGGGUUGCAGAGGAAAUAAGUGAGGCUGGCCUCACUGUUUAAGAGAUUAGUAUUUUACAUCUUCCUUCUGAUGAGGAAAGCCUUUGGCACCAAUGUGGAUCAAUCUUGCAUUACUGCACCAAGAAGCCAAUAGAUCAGAACAUUCUCUAAAUGUAUGUAGAAGCAAGAAGACAUACAUCCCCCUCCUCCCCAAGAAGCUCUAGAGAAACUCUGAGGAACAUUUUAGAGGGGGAUUUCUUCCUUAUAUUUAUAUAAAUAUAUAUAUAUAUAUAUAAAUAUAUAUAUAUUUUGCUGAUGCAGUAUACAGUGUGUGUAUGUGUGUGUGUGUGUGCGCGUGUGUGUGUAUACACAUAUAUGUAUAUAUAUGUAUAUACACACAAAUGGUUCCUGGAAAAGAACUCAGAACGCUUUGCUAGCAAAACACUGUGGUGUGCAAAACUAGAACUCAAUAGAAAAAAGCCAUUUCUCUGAAGGCCACAUAGCUGAGAGUCUUCAGUUUACCUCAUUCUUUGUAGCAGCCCUUGAUUUUAACAGUUUUUGUAAUAGGUACAAACAAUCCCAUGCCUUUCUAGGUGCAAUUUUAAGUUAAGCUAAGAUUCUUUUUAUGGUAAUUUAUUUGUAUAUGAGGGUAGAAGGUGAGAUCAUGUCAUACCUUAAAGUUAAAAUCCUAAUUUUUGGAAACUGACACUAUUUAAAUUAUUAGCAACUGUUGUACAGAAAGUCUCUUUUUCUACUGCAUCGUUACGUUAGCAUUCAUACAUGUUCAAGCACAGCGUUUUACCAUAGGUAAGCAUUUCUCUAGCACAUGUAAAAUGCAAUGUUUAAAGUAAUGCAAACACCAUUCCACUGCAAAAAUGGGUGAACUUACUUUCCUUUGAGUAUUAAUGCAUCUUUACAAAGCAAAAAGCAAUAUAAUUGUUUAAAUCAUAUAUGCCUUGUUUACUAAAGUUGUUAUUUUAAAUGUGGAUUUAAGGGCCACCCAAAUUUGGAGUACAUAGUCUUCAUUAAAGACUAUGUGGUUUUAUUUUUCAACACAAGGAUAAACCUUUGAAUCCACAGACAUCCUAAUUCCCUACUCAAUGUAACCUCACAGAAAGUAUAAUUUAGUGUCCCAGAAAAGCUGCCUGCACUAUCAGUAUUUAUUUUCCAGUUAAUACAUGGUUUGCCUGAGAUUCAUGAUGAAAACAAAAUAAUUGCGUCUCAAGUGCUGUUUCAUUGAGCUUACUAGAAAAAUUGCAUUGCCAGACAUACUACAGUGUUACUGAAAGGAUUUUAGAAUGAGGUGGUUGUUAAAAUAUAUUCAGCAGUUUCCAAAAUAGUCACCUAUCACACAAGCUUAAGUGUUUGAAAAUAAGACAGUUUGCCCAGUUCUUUUAAACUGAGUGCCAUUCAGACCCUGGUGGGUCCCUCUUCCCCUUCCAAGUUGUUUUAAUACAAAAAAGUUGUUUGCUGAAUUACAUAUGUUUUCUUUUGACAUUUUUGAACAGACCUGUCACUGCAGUGUCUAUAAGUGAUGUUUUUUUCCAGUCAGCUCACUCACAGGUAGAAGGGAGUGUUUAUGGAUCACUAGAUUUUUCUAAAGUAUACUAAUCUGUAAAUACAGCCAGGCACCUGUUUGGAAAUAAUGGUUUAAAUAUGAUUUGGUUCCUACUUUAAGCCUUUAUCUGCAUGGGUAGUCUAAGGUCCCCAGUGAUGUUGGUGGCGAUAAAAUGCAGUGUUCUGGUGCUGGAUGCGUGUCUAGAUUUUUGGUAUUAUCACUGCUGUAUCCUAAGAUAAAGUAUUCACUAAAACUUAGAUCAUAAAUUAUGUUGGGGGGGGAAG
Messenger RNA from Dryobates pubescens (Downy woodpecker), 2889 nucleotides. It is a transcript of the gene MOSMO, whose product is annotated as modulator of smoothened. The transcript has 3 exons. NCBI's taxonomy places the organism in Eukaryota, Metazoa, Chordata, Aves, Piciformes, Picidae. The record is from RefSeq and is a predicted model, not a curated record. Gene Ontology annotation, cellular component: ciliary membrane; Golgi apparatus. Gene Ontology annotation, biological process: negative regulation of smoothened signaling pathway. Bases 216 to 719 code for a protein of 167 amino acids.